Strongyloides ratti is the source of this 324-nucleotide messenger RNA. Its product is annotated as NAD(P)-binding domain-containing protein. NCBI's taxonomy places the organism in Eukaryota, Metazoa, Nematoda, Chromadorea, Rhabditida, Strongyloididae. The transcript has 2 exons. The coding region runs from base 1 to 324 and encodes 107 amino acids. The record is from RefSeq and is a predicted model, not a curated record.
AUGUGGACUAUAGUAGUAUUAUUUAUAUUUUUAUUAUUUUUAAAUUUGUUAAGAAAAAAAGUAUAUAAAAAAAAAAUUUGUGAACAAAAAAAUGAAAAAGCAGUUGUUGUUACAGGUUGUGAUACAGAUAUAGGUCAUGAAUUAGCAUUAAAAUUUGCUUCUCAAUCAGUUACUGUUUUUGCUGCGUGUAGAACUAGAAAAGGAAUUGAGGAACUUGAAAGAGAAGGAAAACAAUUUAAAGGGAAAGUUCAUGCUUUUAUGAUGAAAUCUGAUACAAUGAAAGUAGUAAGAAAGAUAAUUAAUAUAUCUAGAAAAUAUAAAUAA